CAUAUUAGCGAUGAACAGCUUAGUGGCCAACACAACCGUGGUCGUUUGGUAUCAAGACUCCCUCUCUACAGCUGUGACCAAGAACGUGAUCGUCAUGUGUCUCGGGAUCUCCGUCAACUACAUCAAUGCCUGCCUCUUCCACACCUUCAGCAAACACCAGAUCUUCUACAGAAACCCUCGGUACAUCCUCUUCAUCCACCUGGUGGUCAACGACAUGAUCCAGGUGACGCUGACUAUAACCCUGUUCAUCAUCAGCUACACCAUCCACAGUGUGCAUGUCCCCGUCUGUUGGGUCAUAAUCCUGCUGGCUCUCUUUGCCACCGAGAACACGCCUCUCAACCUGGCCUGCAUGGCGGUGGAGUGCUACAUCGCCAUCUGCAUGCCGCUGCGCCACGUGCAGAUCUGCACCAUCAGGAGAACGUUGGUGCUGAUCGGUUUGAUCUGGUUUACGAGCAUGUUGUCGGUCCUUCCUGAUCUCUUCAUCACGUUGGCCACCGAGCCGCUGGACUUCUUCGGCUCCCGGGUGUUCUGCCUCAGAGAAACAGCUUUUCCAAAUCCGCUCAUAAUCAAGAAGAGAGACGUCAUCCAUUCAGUGCUUCUCGUUACAGUUUGGAUCACUAUCUUCUUCACUUACUUUAAGAUCCUGUUCACGGCUAAAGCAGCGAGCAAAGACGCUAACAAAGCCAGAAACACCAUCCUGCUGCACGGGUUCCAGCUGCUGCUGGGAAUGGCAAAAUACAUCGGCCCUCCAUUAUUAUCUUUUCUAGGCAAAAGGUUUCCUUGGAAUUAUACAGACAGUCUCUUUGCUUACUAUAUUAUUGUACAAAUCCUGCCCAGAUCCAUUAGUCCAGUUAUCUACGGCGUACGAGACAACACCUUCAGGAGGUACCUGAAAAGGUAUCUGUGUUGUAAAGUCACUAUCCAGUAACCAUUCAGAACCUACAUCAACAAAAAGAAGGUAUGUCCCAAAAAUAAAGUAAAGCUUUAUAAAGCUAAACUCCUCUCACUCCAUCUCUUCAAUUAUUCAAAGUCCUCCAAGUAACACACUCAUCGCAUGAGGUUUAAAACAAAAGUUUGCCCUGUGGAACCCCCGAACUGAUAUCUAGAAACUUCAUGUGAACAGUUUUAAAAGUACGUAGACUAGAAAUCUUUAUGGACAAACAUGA
Molecule: messenger RNA, 1166 nt
Organism: Labrus mixtus (cuckoo wrasse)
Lineage: Eukaryota; Metazoa; Chordata; Actinopteri; Labriformes; Labridae
Product: odorant receptor 131-2-like
Exons: 2
Coding region: 11-928 (305 amino acids)
Biological process (GO): G protein-coupled receptor signaling pathway
Cellular component (GO): membrane
Molecular function (GO): G protein-coupled receptor activity
Source: RefSeq, a predicted model, not a curated record